GACAGUGACACUUUUUGGUGUUGGGUGCAUGAUGGACCGAAGGGGUUGAUAACAAUUAAUUUCGAAAACCCCAAAAUAAAGUGAAAUGAUGUCCCCCAAGACCGUUUUGGGGCUGUGCGCUGGCGUCUCCGCAACCCUAUUUCUCGGCUACUGUAUUUAUUUCGAUAAGAAACGGCAUAUCGAUCCGGAUUUCAAAAAGAAACUGAGGGAACGUCGUAAAGCACAAAAGGCGGCAGCCAGUUCGGGUAAAAAAUGUCGAACUGUUUUUCCGGAUAUGAAAGACCACGAAGCUGUUCAGAAAUUCUUCAUGCAAGAAAUUCAACUAGGUGAAGAAUUGUUGGCUGCAGGAGAUCUCGAAAACGGGGUUGAUCAUUUGGGUAAUGCCGUUGCUGUGUGCGGACAACCCAAUGAUCUCUUACAGGUGCUCCAACAAACACUACAACCUGAAGUGUUCCAUUUGUUAAUUAAAAGAUUGCCAGCGGUAGCGCCCAGGCUGAUGAAAGCACAAAAUUCCUCUUUGCAAGAAGAUGAUGUGGAGUAAAAAGUUUUGCUUCUAGAAGCUCCUAGUCACAAGGAUUUUAUUUAUUUUCUUGUAAAAAAAAAAGAUUUUUCUUGGAAGUAUUAUUUUGUUCAAAAAAAAAAAAUUGUUGGUUGAUACUGAAUUUUUAUUUUGUUUCAUAGGCCCUUCUGCUGUGUAAUUCAUAUAUUUAGGUAUAUGACAUUGGCACAUUUGCUUCAAUUUUAAUUAUUUAUAGCUUUUAGAAGUUGCCUCAAGAAAAAAAGCCUUUUUUUUUUUUACUAGAAAAUAAUCCUUGUCUUUUUUUUAGUCUCGUUGAAUAGAAAAUGUAUGGAGUUGUUGUCUUGAAAAUAACUAUUUUUCAAUAAUAAACACAAAUUGAGAGUAAUUAUUAUUUUGUUGCCGAUUUUGAGAGCAAUACUAUUUGAUUUUAUAUGGUUUUUAGUUAAAUUGUAAAUAAAGUUUCUUCUGAAAUAAACUAUAAAUGUGUGAUGUGUUUGAA
Ceutorhynchus assimilis (cabbage seed weevil) is the source of this 1019-nucleotide messenger RNA. The record is from the annotation of a GenBank genome assembly. NCBI's taxonomy places the organism in Eukaryota, Metazoa, Arthropoda, Insecta, Coleoptera, Curculionidae.